Sinocyclocheilus grahami is the source of this 2854-nucleotide messenger RNA. Its product is annotated as importin-8-like. Bases 131 to 2854 code for a protein of 907 amino acids. Gene Ontology annotation, molecular function: small GTPase binding. Gene Ontology annotation, biological process: protein import into nucleus. Lineage: Eukaryota; Metazoa; Chordata; Actinopteri; Cypriniformes; Cyprinidae. The transcript has 22 exons. The record is from RefSeq and is a predicted model, not a curated record. Gene Ontology annotation, cellular component: cytosol; nuclear envelope.
UUUGCGACGAUGACAGUCGCUUGACGGCAGACUGGGGCAGGGCUGCCUGUAAGAUCCGAGCUAUCUGGUCGUCCGCACAUCUGUCCGAUAGUCCAAAGUUUAUUCAAAUUAAUCCAUCGUAUCGGACCUAAUGGAUCCCAAUCGAAUCAUACAGGCUCUGAAGGGCACCAUAGAUCCAAAUCUCAGGCUAGCGGCUGAGAAUGAGCUCAACCAGUCUUACAAGAUCAUCAACUUCGCCCCAACUCUGCUGCAGAUCAUUGUUUCGGACCAGGUGGAGUUUCCUGUGCGACAGGCAGCUGCCAUCUACUUGAAGAACAUGGUGAGUCAGUACUGGCAGGACCGAGAGCCAACAUUGGGAGAGGUGGUGUUUCCUUUCAACAUCCAUGAAAAUGAUCGCGGACAGAUCCGAGAAAACAUGGUGGAGGCCAUUAUUGGCUGUCCAGAGUCCAUAAGGGCUCAGCUGACAGUAUGUCUGCGUGCCAUAAUAAAACACGACUUUCCUGGACGGUGGACGGGCGUAGUGGACAAAAUUAACCUGUACCUGCAGUCACAGAACAGUGGGAGCUGGUAUGGGAGUCUGCUCGCUCUUUAUCAACUCGUCAAAAACUACGAGUUUAAGAAGGCUGAGGAGCGGGACCCCCUGUUGGCUGCAAUGCAGAUCUUCUUGCCUCGGCUCCAGCAACUCAUCACUCAACUCCUGUCUGAUGCCACCUUCAUCUCAGUUCUGAUCCAGAAGCAAAUCCUAAAGAUUUUCCAUGCACUUGUACAGUAUUCCCUUCCACUACAGCUGAUCAGUAACACAGUCAUGACCUACUGGAUGGAGAUCCUGCGGACAGCUGUUGAUCGGGACGUCCCUGCAGAAACUCUGGAAGCUGAUGAGGACGAUCGACCGGAACUGAUCUGGUGGAAAUGCAAGAAAUGGGCUCUGCAUAUCAUCACAAGAACGUUUGAGAGAUAUGGCAGUCCAGGAAAUGUGACAAAGGAAUAUGUCGAGUUUGCUGACUUUUUCUUGAAGACAUAUGCUGUAGGAAUCCAGCAGGUCUUGUUGAAAGUGAUCGAGCAGCACAGACAGAGGCAGUACGUGAGUCCUCGUGUCCUCCAGCAGGCGCUGAGCUACAUGACUCAGGGCGUCUCGCACUCGCUCACAUGGAGACAGAUGAAACCGCACAUGCAGACUAUAACUCAGGAGGUGGUGUUUCCUCUGAUGUGCUAUAAAGAUGAAGAUGAAAGACUAUGGCAGGAAGAUCCGUAUGAGUACAUCCGCAUGAAAUUUAAUAUGUAUGAUGAUCAUGUGUCUCCCACCACGGCCGCUCAGACUCUAUUGUGUACAGCAGCCAGGAAGAGGAAGGAGGUUUUGCCUCAGAUGAUGGAGUUUUGCCAUCAGAUCCUCAUGGAUCCCCACGCUGACCCCCGCAGGAAGGACGGGGCGCUGCAUGUGAUCGGUGCCUUGGCUCAACACUUGCUAAAGAAGCGGGUGUACAGGGACCAGAUGGAGCUCAUGUUACAAAACUAUGUGUUUCCACUGCUCAACUCUAAUCUUGGCUACUUAAGGGCCCGGUCGUGCUGGGUGCUGCACUCGUUCAGUCCUUUGAGGUUCCAUAAUGAGCUGGUCCUGAGGAACGCUAUGGAGCUGGUCAAACAGAACCUGGUGGAUGACAAGGAGAUGCCUGUCAAAGUGGAGGCAGCCAUUGCAUUGCAGACGCUGGUCAGGAACCAGGAGCAAGCUAAGGUCUACAUCCGACCCUUCAUCAAGCCUGUGAUGCAGGAGCUGCUGCAUAUCAUCAAAGAAACCGAGAACGAUGACCUCACCAGUGUCAUUCAGAAGAUGAUCUGUGAAUACAGCGAGGAAGUGGCCGUCAUUGCGGUGGAUAUGACACAGAACCUGGCGGAGAUCUUCAGCAAGAUUCUCCAGAGUGAAGAAUACGAGGAAAGUGAAGAUAAGACUGUGAUGGCUCUCGGUAUCCUCAGCACCAUAGACACUAUCCUCACAGUCAUGGGGGACCGAAAAGAGAUCAGUCAACAGCUGGAGGGAAUAUGCCUGCAGGUGAUCGGUCUUGUCCUCCAGAAACCCAUCAUAGGUAUGGCAGAGUUUUAUGAGGAGAUCUUGUCGCUGGCGUUUGGACUCACCUGUUAUUCCAUCUCCCCUCAGAUGUGGCAGCUGUUGGGGGUCCUGUACGACGUCUUCCAGCAUGACUGCUUUGACUACUUCACAGAUAUGAUGCCCCUCUUGCACAAUUAUGUUACUGUGGACACAAAUAUGCUGCUGUCAGACCCCAAAUACCUGGAGGUCAUUUACACCAUGUGCAAAAAGGUCCUAACUAGUGAUGCUGGGGAAGACCCAGAAUGCCAUGCAGCCAAACUUCUAGAGGUCAUUAUAUUACAGUGCCGUGGACGUGGCAUUGACCAGUGUAUCCCUUUGUUUGUGGAGGCCGUGUUGGAGCGGUUAACACGAGGUGUGAAGUCCAGCGAGCUCCGCACCAUGUGUCUACAGGUGGUAAUCGCAGCUCUGUACUACAACCCCACCCUACUGAUACACACACUGGAGAACAUCCGCUUCCCACACAGCCCAGAGCCAAUCACAGCGCAGUUCAUCAACCAGUGGAUGAACGACACAGAGCUCUUCUUAGGACUACAUGAUCGUAAGAUGUGCAUCAUUGGGCUGAGUGUUUUGAUGGAGCUGCCCAGCCGCCCUGCGGUCCUGGAGGAAGUUGCAGGCCAGAUCGUUCCCUCCAUCCUCCUCCUCUUCCUGGGUUUAAAGCACAUCUACGCCACCCGAGUGCUCAACAAACCAGAGCAGCUCACUAGAGCUCAAGGCACAGAGGAGGAAGAGAAUGGUGAGAUUGUGUGUGACUGA